UAAGUCAGGUUCCGUAGCUGGCACUGUACUGUGGAACCCUGGAACCCUGGUACACUGCGCAUUGUGUUUCGCGCACGUUUCAGCCUGUAUGCCCAGUUGUUUUCCUGUCCUGGCCAUUGCUUGACGGCCGACCCUCCCCGGUGUGUUUUGUUGUGUCGUACUAAAUGUUUUAAGCGUCAACAAUGAGUGUAACGUGGCUGCUAGUAGCCGCGUGCCUGGCGUGCGCGAGCGCCGACCGCGGCGGGUCGUCGCUGCGCGGGGCGCUUGAAGCGCUGCAGCGCAGGCAGCGCGGCCGCAUGCAUGGACCUCUAGCGCCGCAGCCGGAUUACGACCAGCUGUAUGAGUUUGUGCCACCGCAAGGAUAUCCAGAUAUAGACUACCCGGUUGAGGUUGAAGAUGUUGAAGACGAACCAAAUGCCAAGUAUAUCAUAAAGCUUCUCGACUACGACGAACGGGCGCCUGAAGCAUACGAAUACAAAGUUAUCAAGAAGAAAAACUUGCACGACAGCGAAAAUUCUGCUCCCAAAAAAGAAUCUGCAUUCCGUGAAAGGACCCAUCACUCGGACAAUGAACGCUUACGAGACCUAUUUAUGGACAAAAAUGAGGCUGAAGAAAAAAAGGAACUUCAAAACCGAGCUGAGAAUGAUGCUGAAUACGCUUUGCUCUUAGGGCAGCUUUGGUCCAAAUACAAAUACAACAAGGCUCACGCUAACAGCGUUCAGGAAACUGCCCCACAAGGAGUGGUUAAGCUGUAUAAAGAGAAAAUUGUCAAGAAGCGGUACCCAGAAAAUUGGGGACCGAUUGCCUUUAAGAGGAAGCGUAGUUCAGACCCUGACAUUGAACGACCUGCCUCACCUGACUACGAUUCCGGACGAAAACAUGGUGACAUACUGAAUGAUCCUACCUACAACGCUUAUGAAGUCAACGAUGAUGAUAAGGAUGAUCUUCGUGAAGAGUAUGCAAUCGCUUUUCAACCUCUAGAUGAUGAAAAUUUUUCUGAGAUUGGUGACGAUGAUCAAUAUUCAUACGAUAAUGUUGAAAAGAGAUUCCCAGUCUCCAAACGUAGCAGUGGACCGUAUAACUUUGGAAUGCAAAAGAAAAGGUUUGCAUUGGAUCAAAAUAAACAUCAAACAACUAAAACUUUCAGAAGCAGUUCCGGUACUGAUCCAAGAAUCAUAAAGGAUUUAUCAAAAAUAUUUGGUGGAGCUGAUAUUGAAAUCAUUAAAACUCCAGUCAAACGGAGCAGUGAUCACGAAGAAAGUCCCCACGAAACAAAGCCACCAAAAGUAGCCGUCUUAUCGCAUAAGAAUCUUACUCAUGAAAACAACACUUCAAUAACUGAUGAUGAAAGCCACGAGCACCAUGGUCACAACGUUCACCACCCAGGUAUGAUCGGCAAAGAAAAAGAUGUUGAUCAUGAACAUGAACAUGAGCACGGAGAAAGUGAACGACCCAUAAAUAUUAAGAAAAAGUCCAUCGACUGGUCAGAUUAUUUUGGUAUUGAUAAACGUUCUAAAAACCCAGCAGUGUCAUUUGUUAACGAUCUUACAAAGGAUAGACUCAACAAACAAUAUUUUGACACUUUUAACAAGGAAGUAAUAUAUCCUUUGAAUAGCUUCCGUAAACACAGCAACGUCAAACGGAAUUAUGUUCAAGCUAACCCAAACGGCGAAAGUGAAUCUCAAAUUGCUAAAACACUACCAAUGUCACAUCAAAACGAUGAGAAACGAAACACAGCUACAGACAAUGAUGCCAAAUUGGACAAUAUUGAUAGGAAAUUGAAGACAAUGGAGGGUUUGAUUGUAGAUGAAGCACUACAUUACUCUAACGUGGGCGAAGAAUUAGAUUCCAAAGAAGAACAAGAAAUGAAAGAACAGCUACUUUCCCGAUUGGCUGCGGCCUACAGUUUGGAAAAGAUGAGGAAAGCUUUGAAAGAGUUCAAGCAGAGUCUUCAAACUCAAAAAUCAGAAACUCAAAUGUCACCUUCACCCAUGCCGACGGAUGAAGCAAAAGCUAAACGAGUAGCCGUGAAGAAAGAAAAGGUGGAAAUCAAUAAUAAUGACAUCCCCGUAUUCAACAAUGAUAGGAAUGAUGAUUUUGAGGAUGAACAGGGAGCAGGACAUUAUCUCAAUGGCAAGAUCGAGGAGCAGUUCUCUGAAGGAUACAUGGGUGGCAGUGGAAGACAUCGUUCUCCUGUAUUAUCAACAGUUGGUGCUACUGGUUCUUGCCCUGUACUCGCUAAAAUUAUACAACGAUGCCGUGGAGUUGAUCUACUGGCUGGGGACCGCGGGCAGCUGUUCUUACCCCUCUGCAGCUUGCAUCAAAUCUGCUACCUUUGUGGCGAGGCUCCACCGACGACAUGCGACUUGGUAUUCCUAUCUGAAGCUGACACUUCUUGCGAUGGAGAUAUGAGUUGCCAACGAGCCGCCCGCUCAGCCCUGAUGGCUUUGAGGGAGCUCCACGACCACCUGGCAGACGAGCUGGAUGGAGAAUGCGAAGCCAGUCCCUGCCUGCCCGCUACCCUCAAACUGAACCUCGGCUGGCAACGCGCCCUUGUACUUAAAGUAAUGGAAACUACUGCAAAUAGAGUCAAUAGCCCAGAGAACAAAGGCCUUGACAACCCAACUGCAACGAACGAUGAUGGAACUAACGUAAGACCGGAUCUAGUCAUCAGCGUCCAACCACAAGUCCAUGGCAGCCGUGCGGAACUCCCCGUCACCACUGUGGACUGGCACUCCAACCCUCGGGGCCAGUUCAUCCCGACGCACGGCCUGGACUUCCUCAUCGGAGUCUCCCGACUUCUCGUCCAACAGACUAUCGAACUUGAUGACCUGACAUCGAAAAUUGAGUCAGAAAAUCGGUACAUCGUGCGAGUGCCCCAUGGCGAAGCCCUAUACAUAGCUAGCGAGGUGUCCUGGAAGACUGAGAGGUGCCUCUGCGGCACGGGGCGCUCCUUCGUCAUGCACCUCCACGACAACACCAGGCAGGAGGCCAUGGUGCUGAAGAGGCGGCUGGCAGCUGCCUCUUGCUGCUUCCCUUGUAGACUUCAGGAGAUGAAAGUGAUCACACCGCCCGGAGACUACAUAGGGCGGGUCCAUCAGCGAUGGACCUGGAUGGUUCCAUUCUACCUGGUGAGGGACGCCAACGACGACGUCUUGUUCGUGGUCGAAGGGCCCGCGGUCAUGAAGAGGAGUGCUUUGUUGCUGUCAGAGUUUAAGAUUAUGACUGGGGAUUCACUACGAGAAGUGGGCAAGAUAUCCCACGGCUGGGAUCGAGACCUAAACAGCUUUGCCACCACGCUAAACUUUCCUGAUACUGCUGUACAGCCCAAACACAAAGCGCUGCUUUUGGCUACCACUUUCUUACUGGAAUAUACCUAUUUCGAGAGAGCGAAGACUAACUGCUGGAGAUGCAAUUGCUUAUAAUAAUGUGUAUUUUUACUAUAAACUACCUAAUAUCAGUAAAAUAAUCAUUUAAAAAACGUUUGGAGUAGCUGUACCUACUUUACAAACCCACUCGACUAAGUAACUGAACUUUAUAUUUUUUUACUCAUUUCAACGAUUCUAAUACGAUUUCGUGGAAAUAAAAUAAACUUAGACCAACCG
Ostrinia nubilalis (European corn borer) is the source of this 3605-nucleotide messenger RNA. RefSeq lists its product as uncharacterized. Gene Ontology annotation, biological process: plasma membrane phospholipid scrambling. The record is from RefSeq and is a predicted model, not a curated record. Gene Ontology annotation, molecular function: phospholipid scramblase activity. The transcript is spliced from 12 exons. The coding region runs from base 183 to 3425 and encodes 1080 amino acids. NCBI's taxonomy places the organism in Eukaryota, Metazoa, Arthropoda, Insecta, Lepidoptera, Crambidae.